Molecule: messenger RNA, 1037 nt
Organism: Neltuma alba
Lineage: Eukaryota; Viridiplantae; Streptophyta; Magnoliopsida; Fabales; Fabaceae
Product: syntaxin-52
Exons: 7
Coding region: 186-875 (229 amino acids)
Biological process (GO): vesicle fusion; intracellular protein transport
Cellular component (GO): SNARE complex; endomembrane system
Molecular function (GO): SNARE binding; SNAP receptor activity
Source: RefSeq, a predicted model, not a curated record
GAAGCGACAAAGCCUUGCUCUACCCGUUCCUCCCCCAUUUGUCUUCCUCAUUGUUCCGAUUCAAUUGGCAGAAAAAGAAGUGAGUUACAAGUUUGAAACUUCGAAUAUUUUUCUUUUCAUUCCUUCGCUGGUUGAAAUUGAAGAUCUUGUUGUCAGGUUAUAGACAUCUUCAUCAUUCAACUUCAAUGGCAUCUGAUCCAUGGGUGAGGCAAUAUAAUGAAGCAUCAAAACUAGCGGAAGAAGUCAAGGGAAUGAUUUCUGCCAAGAGCGGACUUCCCCCUUCUGGACCUGAAACACAGCGUCAUCUAUCGGCAGCCCGGAGAAAAGUAACCAUACUGAGGACUAAAGUUGAAAUUCUGCAGUCACUUCUCACAACGCUUCCUGGCACGCAAUCAAUAACAGGAAAAGAAAUGAAUCGACGCCAAGACUUACUUACUAAUAUAAGUUCCAAAGCAAAUGAGAUGGCUGCUACCCUUAACAUGUCGGGUCUUGCUAAUAGAGAUGGCUUGCUAGGCCCUGAUAAAAAGUCUGAAGAAGUCAUGAAGAAAGCAGCUAGCUUGGACAACCAUGGCCUUGUUGGUUUUCAACGACAAAUUAUUAAAGAGCAAGAUGACGAGCUUGAAAAAUUGGAAGAGACAGUUACAAGCACCAAACACAUUGCGUUGGCUGUUAACGAGGAGCUUAACCUGCAUACUAGGCUUCUGGAUGAUUUGGAUGAGCAUGUGGAUACAACCAAUUCCCGCCUACAGAUGGCGCAGAGGAGGUUGGCCGUCUUGAGCAAGGGCACUAAAGGCGGCUGCUCUUGCAUGAUCCUGUUAGUCCUUGUUAUCGUAAUUAUGAUAAUUGUUGCAUGGGCAUUGGUUAAAUAUUUGUAGCACAUGCGAACUUGCAAUCACUUUUAUUCCCCUUCAGCAAUGAAGCGAUAGGUGCAUGUGUGAACUUCUGUUUGUUAUGCAGUUUCGGGAGUUACCAUACCAGCAAGGGGGAAAACUCAUUCAUGCUUAUAUAAAUUUAGGUUACUGUUUUCCAAUCAACUU